Messenger RNA from Williopsis jadinii, 1607 nucleotides. It is a transcript of the gene GUA1, whose product is annotated as GMP synthase (glutamine-hydrolyzing). Bases 1 to 1578 code for a protein of 525 amino acids. The record is from RefSeq and is a predicted model, not a curated record. Gene Ontology annotation, molecular function: GMP synthase (glutamine-hydrolyzing) activity; GMP synthase activity; ATP binding. The transcript has a single exon. Gene Ontology annotation, biological process: GMP biosynthetic process. Lineage: Eukaryota; Fungi; Ascomycota; Saccharomycetes; Phaffomycetales; Wickerhamomycetaceae. Gene Ontology annotation, cellular component: cytosol.
AUGUCGCCAGUCGAGCCAGUUUCCAACGUGUUUGAGACCAUCCUGGUCCUGGACUUCGGUUCUCAGUACUCCCACUUGCUGACCCGCCGUUUGCGUGAGUUCAACGUCUACGCUGAGAUGCUUCCAUGUACGCAGAAGAUCGCUGAACUGGACUGGAAGCCAAAGGGUGUGAUUCUCUCAGGCUCGCCAUACUCUGUGUACGCUCCGGAUGCUCCACACGUUGACAAGGCUGUCUUUGACCUCGGCGUUCCAGUGUUGGGUAUCUGUUACGGUAUGCAAGAGAUUGCCUGGAUUAACGGCACCGAAGUUGCCAGAGGUGAGAAGAGAGAAUACGGUCCUGCGACUUUGAACGUUGUGGACAAGGACUCUGCUCUUUUCAAGGACGUUGAUCACUCCAAGGUCUGGAUGUCCCAUGGUGAUAAGCUGUACGGCUUGCCAGAGGGCUUCAAGGUCAUUGCUACAUCUGAUAACUCCCCAUACUGUGGUAUUGCCGACGAGGCCAGACAGAUUUACGGUAUCCAAUUCCACCCAGAGGUUACUCACUCUGAGAAGGGUAAAUUCAUGUUGAGAAACUUUGCCGUUGAUAUCUGUAAGGCCAAGCAAAACUGGUCCAUGGAGAACUUCAUCGACACCGAGAUUAACAGAAUCAGAACUCUUGUUGGCCCUGACGCUGAGGUUAUCGGUGCUGUCUCUGGUGGUGUCGACUCCACUGUUGCUGCCAAAUUGAUGACUGAGGCUAUCGGUGACCGUUUCCAUGCCAUCUUGGUUGAUAACGGUGUUCUCAGAAAGGACGAGGCCAAGAACGUCAAGGAGACAUUGACUGCUGGUUUGGGUAUCAACUUGACAGUUAUCGAUGCCUCAGAUGAGUUCUUGGACAAGCUCAAGGGCGUCACUGACCCAGAAAAGAAGAGAAAGAUCAUUGGUAACACCUUUAUCCAUGUCUUUGAGCGUGAAGCUGCUAACAUCAAGCCAAAGAGCGGUAAGGAAAUCGAAUUCUUGUUACAAGGUACUCUGUACCCAGAUGUCAUUGAAUCCAUCUCAUUCAAGGGUCCAUCUCAGACUAUCAAGACCCACCACAACGUUGGUGGAUUGCUUGAGGACAUGAAGCUCAAGCUCAUCGAGCCAUUGAGAGAGUUGUUCAAGGACGAGGUUCGUCAAUUGGGACAACUCUUGGGAAUCCCACACGAUUUGGUCUGGAGACACCCAUUCCCAGGUCCAGGUAUCGCCAUUAGAGUCUUGGGUGAAGUCACCAGAGAACAAGUUGCCAUCGCAAGAGCCGCUGAUUACAUCUACAUCGAGGAGAUUAGAAAGGCUGGAUUGUACGAGAAGAUCUCGCAAGCUUUUGCAUGUCUCUUGCCUGUUAAAUCGGUUGGUGUUAUGGGUGAUCAAAGAACAUACGAGCAAGUCAUCGCCCUCAGAGCUAUUGAAACCACCGAUUUCAUGACUGCUGACUGGUUCUGUUUCGAGCCAGCUUUCCUCAAGAAGGUUUCUUCCAGAAUUGUCAAUGAAGUUGACGGUGUUGCUAGAGUCACAUACGAUAUCACCUCCAAGCCACCAGCCACUGUUGAAUGGGAGUGAACUCUGCCAUUUGUUUCUACACUUUCCAU